GUUCAUAGGCAGACUAAGUCCUACUAGAAUGUUCACAGAGAAAGGCUAAUGGGAAAUAGUUAGGGACAUUCCGAAGGCUAUUAAAAUAGUACGGACAGGGGGAAAAUGAAAAUAGUUCUAGUUUCACUCUUAUUGAUUUCUCCAGUUAUUUCAGUAAGAACAGAUGGAGAUGACUCCAUACCUCCAGAGCCCAAGUCAAGGUUUGCUAUGUUAGAUGAUGUGCAAUUACUAGCCAAUGGACUACUUCAUCUCGGGCAUGGCCUUAAAGACUUUGCUAUCAAGACCAAGGGCCAGAUGGAUGACAUCUUCCAGAAGCUUAACAUUUUUGAUCGAUCUUUCUAUGAAAUCUCUCAGCAAACCAAUGAAAUCAAGGAAGAAGAGGAACAGCUUAAAAAAAUAACUUCGAAAUUACAAGCUAAUAACGAAGAGAUAAGGAAUGCCUCCCUGGAACUUAAUUCCAAAAUAGAAGUCCUUUCACAGGAGAAGAUUCAACUUCAAGACCAAGUAGGGAGGCUGGAAGAAAAAUUAAUUAAACUGUUUCAGAUGCAGCUUGAAGUUCAGCAGCCUGAAGAACUUGUAUCCCUUAAACGAAGCAGCCCUGGUUUUCAAGAUGAUAAACAGAUAUUGUUCCCCUCAAAGGAAGAUGAAACAAGGAAUAUCAAACUUAACAGAACAUCUAAACUUCAGGAUCAUACAGGCAAUGCUACUGAUUGCACCUGGAUUUACAACAGAGGUGAAAGAUCUAGCGGCAUUUAUUCAAUAAAGCCAAAGGGAUCCAAGCCAUUUAACGUCUAUUGUGAAAUGAAAAGAGAUAGCUCAUGGACUGUUAUUCAAAACAGAUCUGAUGGAUCCCUGGAUUUCAAUCAAACCUGGGAGAACUAUUUAAAUGGGUUUGGUAACCUUGGUGGAGAAUUUUGGUUGGGCCUACAUAAGAUCUACUCCAUUGUAGACCAAGCUGACUAUCUCUUACGUAUUGAACUAGAAGACUGGAAAGCUAACAAGCGUUACAUUGAGUACACAAUCACAAUAGGAGGGCCAGAAACAGACUACACAAUUCUCCUCUUCCGGAUUACUGGGAAUAUCCCCAAUGCCUUGCCCGAACAGAAAGAGAUAAAGUUCUCUACAAAGGAUCACAGAAACAACACGGAAAGAAAACUCAGCUGUCCAGAAAGUGACUCAGGUGGUUGGUGGUACAGUGCAUGUGGAGAAACAAACUUAAAUGGGAAAUAUAUCAGGACAAGUUCAAAAGGUAAACUACAAAAGAGGAGGAAAGGACUGUACUGGAAACCUCAGAAUGGAAGACCGUAUCUUCUCAAAUCAACUAAAUUGAUGAUACACCCAACUGAUUUUGAAAAUUUUGAAUGAGCGUCUUGAAUCAGACUUUAUACAAUAAAGUAAUGUUGUACUUCAGUUAGCCAGCUAAAAGCUCUUUUCAAUACUCAAACGGCAUCAGAGCAAAGAAUUCCACCGCAAGUAAAUGGUGGCAUUGUAUGAUA
Messenger RNA from Pogona vitticeps (central bearded dragon), 1496 nucleotides. It is a transcript of the gene ANGPTL3, whose product is annotated as angiopoietin like 3. NCBI's taxonomy places the organism in Eukaryota, Metazoa, Chordata, Lepidosauria, Squamata, Agamidae. The record is from RefSeq and is a predicted model, not a curated record. Gene Ontology annotation, biological process: blood coagulation.